Messenger RNA from Scleropages formosus (Asian bonytongue), 443 nucleotides. It is a transcript of the gene rplp2b, whose product is annotated as ribosomal protein, large P2 b. The record is from RefSeq and is a predicted model, not a curated record. NCBI's taxonomy places the organism in Eukaryota, Metazoa, Chordata, Actinopteri, Osteoglossiformes, Osteoglossidae. The coding region runs from base 59 to 406 and encodes 115 amino acids. The transcript is spliced from 5 exons. Gene Ontology annotation, molecular function: structural constituent of ribosome. Gene Ontology annotation, cellular component: cytosolic large ribosomal subunit; ribosome. Gene Ontology annotation, biological process: translation; cytoplasmic translational elongation.
CCUUCCUUUCAGCCUUUGCGAAUUCCGGCGUGAACACGCAUAUAACCCCUCUGUCAAGAUGCGUUACGUAGCUGCUUACCUCCUGGCCAGCCUUGCCGGCAAUAACAGCCCCCAGGCCAAAGACAUCAAGAAGAUCCUGGACAGCGUGGGCAUUGAGGCUGAUGACAUCCGCAUGGAGAAGGUGAUCUCUGAGCUCAAUGGCAAGAACAUAGACACUGUGAUUGCACAAGGCUACGGGAAGCUGGCUAGUGUGCCUGCCGGGGGUGCUGUCGCCGUGGCCAGCUCUGGUGCACCUGCAGCCGGAGGAGCAGCUGCCCCUGCCGCUGCAGCUGAAGAGAAGAAGGAGGAGAAGAAAGAGGAGUCUGAGGAGUCCGACGACGACAUGGGAUUCGGCCUGUUUGAUUAAGGUGUCACCUCAGGACCAAAUAAACUGUUUUCACAAA